Molecule: messenger RNA, 2463 nt
Organism: Neopsephotus bourkii (Bourke's parrot)
Lineage: Eukaryota; Metazoa; Chordata; Aves; Psittaciformes; Psittacidae
Gene: NPR3
Product: natriuretic peptide receptor 3
Exons: 8
Coding region: 210-1772 (520 amino acids)
Biological process (GO): regulation of blood pressure; vasodilation
Cellular component (GO): membrane
Molecular function (GO): natriuretic peptide receptor activity; peptide hormone binding
Source: RefSeq, a predicted model, not a curated record
AGUAGUAAUAGUACUAAUAAUCAUAGUCUAUAAGAGAACAAGACAAGCAGAGCCGAGAUGCUCCGUCCGUAACCCGCAGGCGGGGACAGGUUGUGAACUCGCCAAACACCUGAGCAAUAAAACACGACCGAACAAUUUCGAGGCGGGAGGGGAAGGGAGGGGGGAAGAAAACUUUGCCGCAGCUCGGGCGUCUCGGGGGGGCGGGAGCGAUGCCGCCCUGGCUACUCGGCAGCCUCUGCUGCGUGCUGGCGGCGCGGACGGCGCUGGGAGGCGGCUCCGCGGGAGCGGAGGAGGAGGAGGAGGAGAAGCUGAUCCGGGUGCUGGUGCUGCUGCCGCAGGACGACUCCUACCUCUUCUCGCUGGGGCGGGUGCGUCCCGCCAUCGAGUACGCGGUGCGGAGCCUGCGGGAGAGCGGCGCCGGGCUCCCUCCCGGCUACGCGUUCCAGCUCACCUACGAGGACUCGGCGUGCGGCAACCGCGCCCUGUUCAGCCUGGUGGACAUGGUGGCCCUGCAGCACCGCCGCCCCGACCUGUUGCUGGGGCCCGUCUGCGAGUACGCGGCGGCGCCCGUAGCGCGGCUGGCGGCGCACUGGGACGUGCCCAUGCUGUCGGCGGGAGCGCUGGCCGCGGGCUUCGGCGCCAAGGGCGGCGAGUACUCGCACCUCACCCGCGUCGCCCCUGCCUAUGCCAAGAUGGGCGAGAUGCUGAUGGCCCUAUUCCGCCACCACCAGUGGAACCGGGCCACGCUGCUCUACAGCGACAGCAACCCCGAACGCAGCUGCUACUUCGCCAUGGAGGGCGUCCAUGUGGUCUUCCAAGAGGAGGCCUUCCACAUGGCCGUGCACAGCUUCGACGAGAGCAGCCGGCACCUCGACAUCGACGACGUUGUUCGCGCCCUGCAGACUGGCGAGAGGGUUGUAAUCAUGUGUGCCAGCGGUGACACAAUCAGGAACAUCAUGCUGGCUGCUCAUAGGCAAGGAAUGACCAAUGGGGACUACGCUUUCUUCAAUAUUGAACUCUUCAACAGCUCAUCAUAUGGAAAUGGCUCUUGGAGAAGAGGAGACAAACAUGACCUUGAAGCCAAGAAGGCAUACUCAUACCUCCAAACCGUCACUCUGCUGAGGACCGUGAAGCCUGAGUUUGAGAAGUUUUCCCUGGAGGUGAAAAGUUCUGUUCAGAAGCAAGGUCUGCAUGAGGAUGACUAUGUGAACAUGUUUGUGGAAGGAUUCCAUGAUGCUAUUCUUCUUUAUGCUCUAGCUUUGCAGGAAGUCCUGAAGUUUGGUUUCAGUAAGAAAGAUGGUGAAAAAAUUGUUCAGCAAACACGAAACAGAACAUAUGAAGGCAUUGCAGGGCAGGUGUCCAUUGAUGCCAAUGGAGACAGAUAUGGGGAUUUCUCUGUGAUUGGAAUGACGGACCCAGAGGCAGGCAUACAGGAGGUGAUCGGGGACUACUAUGGAAAGCAGGGGCGUUUUGAAAUUCGGCCAAAUGUGAAAUAUCCUUGGAACCAUGGCAGGCUGCGACUAGAUGAAAGCCGGGUUUCAGAGCACACAAACAACACACCAUGUAAAUCAUCAGGUGGUCUAGGAGAAUCAGCAGUCACAGGAAUAGUUGUGGGGGCCUUGCUCGGAGCAGGAUUGCUAAUGGCUUUUUACUUUUUCAGAAAGAAAUACAGAAUAACUAUUGAGAGACGAACUCGACAGGAGGACUGUAACAUGGGGAAACAUCGGCAGUUACGUGAAGACUCCAUUAGAUCUCAUUUUUCUGCUGCAUAAAGAAGAAGAAAAAGAAUCCCAUUCUUCCUAGGAGAAAAAGAAUUAGAGAAAAAGACACAACCAAAGACAUCAGUGUAAAAAGAAGAGGCUCUUGAACUCACUCUUUUAAACAGUAAUUUUGUCUUAAUUUCUUUCAGAAGCUCAGGAAUGAUUUAUAAUUACAUUGUGCCACACAGCCUUUCAUCUCAUGAAAAAAGAAAACGAUGCAGUUUGAUGUUACAGGACAUACCUAGUAUGUAAAGAUGGUAUUUCUUAAAGCAUUUAUUAAGGUGUCUGGAUCUGGGUUUAGCUGAUGGGGAAUGCCUCAUUCUGUUCCCUCUUUUUUCUUUUCUUAGCUCCUACCACCUCCUUCCUUAAUUGUAUCUCACACACAGAUAUCAAAUAUGGUUUCACAAGCAGAGGUGUUGGUUGCUGUCAAAAGGAAGAAAGGGAUUCAUUUAGGGAUGAUCCUGCACCACUGAAUCAUUGCCAUCGAUUAUAGGGGAUACACGAUUGGGCAAAUGGAGUUUAGUUCUGGGAGGGAACAGGCACUUCGGUGUAAUUAAUUCCAUCGGGGCAUAAUUAACUUCACUGAGAAAGUCAGGCAGGUGGAAACACACACAAAAAAAUUCCUUGUUUGUGUAAUAUCACAAUAAAAACCACUGAUUCUCCCUCUUAGAUGCUGGGAGUUAGCAAAAACUCCAGUGAAGGA